UGCACACGCCUGCACAUUGCAAGGAAGAAUUGCUUGCUACACAGUCCAUUUGCGAUAACGAUUUGCUUGCCUGCUGCAAUGAAGAAAUGCUUGCUACCAAUGCUGAGGGACAGCUAGUAUCCAGAUGUAUUUCAAUUUUAUCAGAAAAAUUUGAACCCCAACCCACUUACUUGUCUUAUUCAUCUGAAGCAUACAAGAGUUUUCCUCAGUUUACUAUGAUGAUAGCAGGACGCUCCAUUACAUUUUUAGUCGAUUCAGGUGCUACAAAUUCAGUCAUUAAAAGUACAGAGUUCCCCAGUUCGCCCAAGCUUAGUGGUCGUUUUGUUUAUUCAAUGGGCGCCUCAGGUCAGGUUGUUAAAGAAAAUCUUACUGUACCCUUACCCUGCAACAUUCCAAACGGAGACCCCUUGAAGCAUUCCUUUUUGUUAUCAAAUCUAUGUCCUAUUAAUCUGAUGGGUAGGGAUUUGAUGUGUCGUUUGGGUAUUUGUUUGUUGUCUACACCAGAGGGCAUCAAGGUUACUGAAUUAUCAGAGGUUUUUUGUACUAUGGCACUCUCAAGUCAGACAGAUCUGCUGUAUGCCUAUCAGUGGAAAGUAACAGACCCUCCAAAGGGGGGGAGACUGUUAGAGAUAGCCAGGUCACUUGUCUCCUCUGUUCAUGUUGAUUUUAUGAUGCCGGAUGAUUUGCAUUGUACUUCUCAUAUUAGUAUUGGAGCAGAUACAGUUUAUGAAACCGGCUGGUUUCUGGCUGUAAAAUCAGAGAGUUUGCAGAUUGUUAAUUUGUAUUAUAUGGAUUUUUGUUGUGUUGCUGAAGUAUUGUUAAAACAAGAUCAACAGAGUUUCUUUGAUGUUUGUGAUUCUACUUCUCAUGUCUCUUUGGUCAAGAGUUCCGACAUGUCUUGGCGAGAUUUGGGCCCGUUUCUGGCUGAAUGCUUGAAAGUCUCUGACUGGGUCAGUACAACAGACCCCAACGUUUCUUAUUCACUUACUAUGAAUUGUUUCAAGAAGUCUUUCCUUGCUGAUGUGCCUGUGGUCCGUCACGUACAAAUAGUAAAGGAGUCUGUUCACUUGCCUGUUCUGACAAUGACACAGUCUGAUUUAUCACCUGACCCAGCACUUGACUCGGUUCCUAAAACUUUGUGGGCCACUGGCAAGUAUGAUGUUGGUUUGAUCAAGAACUGUGAGCCAGUGGUUAUCACUCCAAAGUCUGAUUUCCGGCCCUGUCGAAAACAAUACCCACUUAAACCUGAAGCUCUUGCCGGUAUCAGACCUGUUUUUGAGUCUCUGCUCAAUGCUGGAGUUAUUGUGCCUUGUGAGUCAUCUCCUGUCAGAUCCCCUUUAUUUCCUGUUAAAAAGAUUUGUGACGUGGGCCUUCCUGUUGAGUGGCGCUUUGUUCAGGACUUGCAAGCUGUCAAUGCUGCCGUGCAGCCACGUGCUCCACACGUGCCUAAUCCUUACACCAUUCUAUCACAAGUCCCACCCACAGCAAGAUUCUUUUCUGUUGUUGACUUGGCCAAUGCCUUUUUCAGUGUUCCUGUUCAUAAGGACAGCCAGUAUUGGUUUGCAUUCAACUUUGACGGCAAGGCUUACACUUUCACCAGGUUAUGUCAGGGCUACUGUGAAAGUCCUACAAUCUACAACGAGGCCAUAAAGACCAGCCUUGAGACACUUGAACUCUCUCCAGGAACAGUUUUGCUGACCUACGUCGAUGACCUCAUGACCUGCUCGCCAACUGCUGACCAGUGCAGAAAAGACACCAUCACCUUGCUUAAACAUUUGGCUUCAGAAGGCCACAAAGCCAGUUUGUCAAAACUGCAGUUUGUUAAAGAGUCUGUAACAUUUUUGGGACAUGUGAUCACAGCUGAGGGCAAAUCUCUCUCUCCCAAGAGAAUAGCAGCAAUUCAAAACAUCCCAAAGCCAAUUACAAAAAAGCAAUUCAUGUCAUUUCUUGGAAUUUGUUCUUACUGUCGACAGUUCAUUCAAAAUUAUGCAAUCCUAGAGGCCCCACUCAGUGCACUGAUUCAUGGGCAGAGCCUCUCCUCAAAUGACAAAGUUACAUGGACACCGGAAGCGUAUGACAGUUUUUGUGAACUGAAACUAACCCUACAGUCUUCACCCACUCUAGGUCUUCCAGAUCCAACUAGGCCUUUCAUUCAAGCUGUGGAUGAGAAAAGUGGGUGCAUGACUUCUGUUCUCCUGCAGGAGCAUGGGGGCGGGCAACGUCCGGUUGCUUACUUCUCUGCUAAACUUGACCCAGUCGCAGCUGGACUUCCGCUUUGUCUGAGAGCUGUGGCUGCUGCAGAGAAAGCAGUCAUGGCAUCAAGAGACAUAGUCGGGUAUUCACCUCUAACCCUUCUUGUCCCACAUGCUGUUUCAUUAAUUUUGCUCGAACAGAAAACUUCUCAUCUGUCCGCCGCUAGGUGGUUACGUUACAAUGCCUCAUUGUUGAAUAUGCCUAACAUCACCAUCAAGCGUUGUAAUGUUCUUAACCCUGCUACCCUUUUACCCACAAUUGUGGAUGGUGAACCCCAUGACUGUGUGCUAACCCUCCAGGAGGCCUGCACUCCCAGACCUGAUCUCCAGGAAACACCAUUAUCCAACCCCGACUUCAUUUUGUUUGUGGAUGGGUCCGCCUCUCGCGACCCCUCUACGAGUGUUAACAAAGUUGGAUAUGCUGUUUGUUCUGCACAUGACACUCUUGUUUCAGGCUCUCUUCCCAGCCACCUCUCAGCCCAGGCGGCUGAGUUGGUAGCCCUAACUGAGGCCUGUUGUCUGGCUGCAGGUAAAUCUGUUACCAUCUAUACCGAUUCCCGGUAUGCCUUUGGUGUCGUUCACAAUUUUGGUGCCCUAUGGAAACACAGAAAGUUCCUCACCUCCUCGGGUAAACCCAUCUCUCACCACACUAAAGUCGCUGCCCUGUUGGAUGCAAUCCUCCUUCCAUCUAAAAUUGCUGUGUGUAAAUGUCAAGCCCACACCCAUUCAUGUGACCCUGUGUCUUUAGGGAACGACAGAGCUGACAAAGCUGCUAAGGCGGCUGCUCGAGCUUCAACCACUUCCUGCCUCUUUUCUGAACAAGCCUCGAACUCUGAGGUUCCCUCUUCUGAGGUUCCCUCUUCUCUCGCAGCUCUUCAGUCAUUCGCCACCCCCCAGGAGAAAGCCCUGUGGAAGUCAUCUGCCUGCACCCUAACAGAAGGAGUGUGGCGCAGUGUGUGUGGAAAACCCUGCCUUCCCAAACAUUUCUUUCCCCAUUUUGCAAAAUUGACACAUGGGCGGGACCAUGCGUCAAAAGCGGGGAUGAUAAGUAUGCUAACACAACAGUGGUUUACAAAGGGAUUUACAGCAUAUGCACAGAGAUUUUGUCAGUCAUGUAUGAUAUGUGCAAACCACAAUGUAGGACGAGGCAUACCCACUACACAGGCCGCACAUCCACCCCCAUCACAGCCAUUUGAACACCUCAUGAUGGAUUUUAUUGAGUUAACACCAUCUGAGGGAAAAGUGUACUGUUUGGUUAUGGUAGACUUAUGGUCAAAAUGGAUUGAAGCUUUCCCUGCAAAACAUGCCACCAGCCAUGUUGUUACAAAAGUUACUGAUGUUGUUACUACUAACUGAGAUUGUUCCUAGAUGGGGUAUACCAGCAAAAGUCAGUAGCGACAAUGGUGCACAUUUUGUCAACUCUGCUCUUGAUCAGGUCGGAAAAUAUCUAGGUAUUGACAUGAGGCGUCAUUGUGCAUACCAUCCGGCCAGUGGGGGAGCAGUCGAGCGGGAGAAUGGGACCUUAAAGAUGAAGCUGGCCAAAUGCUGCGAGGACACUGGUCUCUCAUGGACCAAAGCACUGCCCAUUGCACUGACCUACAUGAGAAUGAGAAAGAGAACCAGAACUAAUCUCAGUCCGUUUGAGAUCCUUUUUGGGCGACCUCCUACACUGGGGAUUUCUACACAGGUAAAAGACGCAUUGCCCCAGCCAGCUGAAGGUACUCUACACAACCUUAAGCCAGGUGAUUGGAUCGUGGUGAAAGAUCUGCGCAGGAAGAACUGGAGAUCGAAGAGGUGGUUAGGACCGUUCCAGAUCCUGCUAACUACACACACUGCUGUAAAGACGGCUGAAAGAGCGACCUGGAUCCACGCCAAUCACUGCAGAAAGGUUCCUGAGCCUCCCGAGUAACCACACACCUCCCACACACUUACACGGCAGGGCUGCGCUGACUCAUCACAGUUCUAGAGUGUACGAAGAACGCUGCUCUGAACUGCUCCGGCGAAAUACAUAAUGCACAUACACGUUCCAGAGAAUACAUCCACAUCUGUUGUCACCAAGCAACCUCCAAGGGACAACGUGGGACCGCCAACCACCAUGAGAACAUCCUGCAACCGUUCCAGAUUAGGUACCAUGAUGGGGCUGGCCUUGAUCCUCACUCUGAUCCUAUCUCCACUGGUGGUAUCUCACUCAUCGUACAGUAUAUCAGAUGGUAAGACUCCCAAGGGAACAGACUGAUCAGCGCGUGGCGAUAUAUGGCCCGACCAACAUAACAGAAGGAGAUUGUCCUGUGACACUCAUGUCUUGCCAGAAUUGAGACUGUUCGAUAUCUAAGAGUAGUAAAAAAUUCUCGCAACAUUGCUUAUGUUCGUACAUACCCACCCGCCUUGACUAAAAGCUUUCAGAACUACAGAUGUACUGUACGUGGGGGGAGUUUAGGGACAACCAUGAAAUUCACAAUGUAUUUUCCCCGGUUAGGAUGGCUGACUCUGGCUGAUGAUUGUUAAGGCCAUUGACAGAUCUGUUAACACCCAGUUCCUCAAUCUUGUGGCUACAGACCGCAACCCCACUCUCGCUCCUCUGCCGACUGACCUUUGGAGGCCCUGGGCAAGUCCAUCUGAUUUUGAUUUUGGUUCUGAUUCUAACUCUGAUGAUGCCUCGGUCAUAGUCUAAUUUGUUUUUGAUCAUGAUUGUGUCACAUUCUGAUUUGUUGGAACGUUUGCCUAUUGGUGCUUGGACAUUUUACCCUUCUGAAUUACGAUAUUUACAUUUUGGCCCGUAUGAAAAUGUUGAUAUUACAUUACAUACUGUAUCCUCUGAUGACACUUACAUUUCUUUGUCUCCUGAUAGCUCUGAUUUUCCCUUGUCUCCUACAAUUUGGGUAGUACAUCAUCAGGCUAGAGUACGUGCUCUCAUCAGUUUAUCACGACCAUCUUUUAUUUGGAAUAUGAUUAUAAUAGGUGACUGUCCUUUUAUUUCCAUUUUUGUUGGACACCUUUGUGUCUUCUCUGCCCUUCCGGGUAGAUGGUAAAGAAUUGUUCUGUAUAUUUUUCUGCUUGCUCAAAAACUCAAGAGACGUCUAUGUCUCGCAAAAACAGCUUUUGCUUAUUCUACUGGUUAAUGAUGAAGUGUUUUCAACUGUAACAAGGGUAACACAUUUGAUGUAUUCCAUGUAGUUGUAUUUUCUUUGUUUUAUAUAAUUUUUAUGUUGAUCAAGGGUUUGAUCAAAAGGGGGGAAUUGUAAUAGAAAAUUACUAUUCUUUAAGAUGUCUAUAAUAUUCUUUGGCCUAGAACAAUUAUUGCUGAGGUUUUA
Molecule: messenger RNA, 5563 nt
Organism: Hypomesus transpacificus
Lineage: Eukaryota; Metazoa; Chordata; Actinopteri; Osmeriformes; Osmeridae
Exons: 2
Coding region: 87-3608 (1173 amino acids)
Biological process (GO): proteolysis
Molecular function (GO): nucleic acid binding; aspartic-type endopeptidase activity; zinc ion binding
Source: RefSeq, a predicted model, not a curated record